Molecule: messenger RNA, 2319 nt
Organism: Sphaeramia orbicularis (orbiculate cardinalfish)
Lineage: Eukaryota; Metazoa; Chordata; Actinopteri; Kurtiformes; Apogonidae
Product: chemokine-like receptor 1
Exons: 2
Coding region: 97-1185 (362 amino acids)
Biological process (GO): inflammatory response; complement receptor mediated signaling pathway; positive regulation of cytosolic calcium ion concentration
Cellular component (GO): plasma membrane
Molecular function (GO): complement receptor activity; G protein-coupled receptor activity
Source: RefSeq, a predicted model, not a curated record
AGAGGAAGCGUGAUCAUAAACACACAAACUGAGUUUAAGCAGUUUCAGUCACAGGUCCGGAGAGAAUGAAGAACCAGUCUUGCUGCACCUGAAAAAAUGAGUACCGGUAAAAGCUCCUCCGCUGCAGGUCAACCUGCUGGGUCGGAUUGGGAUACAAAUGUCCGUAUAGCGUCUGUGGUCAUCUACUGCAUCAUCUGUGUGCUUGGAACCAUGGGCAACGGUCUAGUUAUCUAUGUGACAGGCUUCAGGAUGAAACAAACUGUCAACUCUGUUUGGUUUCUCAACUUGGCACUGGCUGACUUCCUCUUUACUGCCUUCUUGGUUUUCACAAUCAUCAGUACCUCCCAGGAUCACCAGUGGAAUCUGGGACGUGUCAUGUGCAAGCUCAACACCUUUGUAAUUGUGGUCAACAUGUUUGCCAGUGUCUUUCUUCUGCUGGCCAUAAGUCUGGACCGUUGCCUGGCCACUUGGGUGGUGGUGUGGGCACAAAACAAGCGCACAGUUCGCAAAGCCCAGAUCAUAUGUGCUGUCAUCUGGGCCGUUGCUGUAGCCUGCAGCACCCCAUAUGCCACUUUUCGUGAGGUUUUGCAGAUAAACAACGUGAAUCGCUGUACUUAUUCUGUGCCUCCCACAAGUAAAGAAUAUUUCACUCUUGCAAUUUUUCGCUUUGUAGCUGGAUUCCUCAUCCCAUUCUUGGGAAUAUUUGUUUCUUACUUGGCCAUAUAUGUUCGUGCAAGACGCCUACAGAGAAAAAGAAACAAGAGAUCUCGCAGAAUUAUAAUUGCUGUCAUUCUUGCAUUCUUCAUCUGUUGGCUGCCCUUCCAUGUCUGUCAGCUUAUAGAAUUACUGUCUAAAAACAAUCAAGUCUUGAGUAAUGUCCGUAAAAUUGGUCCUCUAAGUGUAUGCCUGGCCUUUCUGAACAGCUGCCUGAACCCUCUUCUGUACGUUUUUAUGGUUGAGGAAUUCCAGAAGAAGCUCAAGCAGUCUAUAUGCCAUGUCCUAGAAAGCGCCCUGGCAGAGGAACACUUGUCUUUGAUGUCAUCUCGCUCAUUGUCGUCACAUUUCUCACGGAAUACAAGGAAGUCUGAAACUGCUGAACCUGUGGAGACCAAGGAUACUGCCUCCUCCUUAUGCCACACAGAAAACAAAGUGGUCAUCACUGAUGACACAUUCAGCGAACAGUAACCAAAUCCACAUUUUGGAAUCAGACCCUGAGGAGCUUAAAGCACAAAUGGAGAAAAUUACAUUUUGAAAGAAAUAUUUGCAUUAAAAAACAACUUGGGCUUUACUUUUCAUUGGUAGUUAAUUUUAUUCACUUUGCUGUUCAGUUUAAAAUGUAGCUGACUGACUCCAUCGUUAACAGAUGAGUAGGUAUGAUGCACCAUGUAAAUAUGAAACAUCUUUGGUAACAAUGUAAAAUAUUUUGAUUAUAUGAUCCCUCAAUAAAUCAAUGCCUUUGUCCAGAACCUUAAUCUUUUACUUUCCAGCUUAUUGAAUUGGAUGAAUUACUGACUCAACAGUUUAUUCAAUAAAUCUUUAAUACUGAAGAACCAUUCUCCUCUUUCGAAAUUGGAAAUGGAUACAUAAGACAAACUGAAGGGUUAUUUAUCUGACUAGAGAGAGAUACAAUCUUGACAGAUAUGCAAACACUGCACAUAUCAGUUUGGAUGUUUUGCUCAUUUUGGUUUGACAAAAAAAAAAAAAAAAAAGACAAAAUUGGGAGAAAAAAGAAAUUCCAGACAUUUUCCUUAUUGAAGUUUAGCCCAAAUCACAGUGGAAAUCACAUAUACACAAUAAGCUUCUUCCAGCUCAUCUUCAUUCUCCAGCAGGUGUGUAUUAAAAUAAGCAGCCAAAUGUCACUACUGAAAAGAACAGGACUUUAAUCAGUCUUGGUAAUGCUGAGGAUACAAGGUUACUCAUGAGACAAAGAAGAGUGGGUUCUUUUAUUUGAGCAUUUGAACACUUCAAAUUAUGCAAAACAGUCCAACAUCACUGGAAAACAUUCUCACAAAUGAAACUGCUGAAAAAUUUCACUAACUCCUGUAAGAUACUCUUCACUACAAUGCAUAGGAAAUCAGAUCUAUUUAAGGCUCAGGGGUCUGUUAAACGUGUAUUUGUGAGUCCAAUUUCAUGGAUGACAGUUGUAUUCUGAUGGUGACUGCGACAGUAUGGCUGUUUUCCAGCUGCAUAGAAUCAGUUCUGUAGAAGACAGCUGUAAGGCGGCCCGUUAGCGAUCGUACAGCUCCUUCAUCUCCUUAAGAAUCUUAAUGCUCUCACUGUAUCUUAACUGGUUCUUGUUAGAGCACUCUUUCCAUCUGG